This is a messenger RNA of Exophiala xenobiotica, 1422 nucleotides long. RefSeq lists its product as uncharacterized. The record is from RefSeq and is a predicted model, not a curated record. Bases 1 to 1422 code for a protein of 473 amino acids. The transcript is spliced from 2 exons. Lineage: Eukaryota; Fungi; Ascomycota; Eurotiomycetes; Chaetothyriales; Herpotrichiellaceae.
AUGAAGACACCGUUCAUUCACCUCACGACGGCGCUCGCCCUCCUACCUUCGCUGUCGCAUGCUCAGUCCUCCUCCAGCUGUGGGCCAGCACCUUCCGGCGCCAUCAAGCCUUCAGUUGCUUCAGGAUUUCAUGUGCAAGUUGUGGCGACCGGACUGUCAAAACCUCGUGGUAUCCUUCUUGACAACGCUGGAAAUUUGCUGGUGGUGGAACAAGGAAGAGGCGUUGUUUCAGCCCACACAGUGGACGAGAACAAUGGUUGUGUAACAGUUGGAACGUCUUCUGAUGUGACGCCCAGCUUGAAUCUUAACCACGGCAUCGAGUUGUCGAACGAUGGCAGAAUUUUGUAUGCGUCCUCUGCUGAAGAGGUCUAUUCUUGGAGCUACGAUGAUUCGGCCAGGACGGUGUCGAACCGAGCGACCAUCGUGGCAAACAUGACCACCAACGACCAUACUACAAGAACAUUGAUGCUGUCUCAGAAGGCUCCGGGCAUGCUUGUGGUCACAAGGGGCAGUACCUCCAACAUUGACUUCGAUGCUGCCAGUCUGAGUUCUGGUCAUUCCCAAGUCAAGGCCUUCAACCUGAACAACCUUACAGGAGUGUAUGACUUCGAUGCCGACGGCCUGCGUCUAGGAUGGGGCUUGAGGAAUGAUGUUGGAGUUGCAGAGCAUCCGGGCAGUGGAGGUAUCUAUACUGUGGAGAAUUCGGCAGACCAAUUGACAAGAAUGGGUGUUGAUAUCCACGAGGACAAUCCAGCAGAAGAGAUGAACUUCCUGGGAUACCUCAAUGGCAAGGCAUAUGCACCACAAGGAGGCAACUUUGGCUAUCCAUGGUGUUUCUCUGCAUGGGGCGUCUCUGACCUUCCCGACAAUGGCAACUUGACUGUGGGAAGUCAAUAUGCAAUCGAUGCUUCUCCUGCUUCCAACAACCAGAAUCGAACAGAUGCUUAUUGCGCUCAGCAACUACCGGCCCGCCUGGUCUUUCAGGCACAUAUGGCACCUCUCGACAUCAAAUUCAACAACAGCGGUACAGAGGCCUGGGUCAGCUUCCACGGUAGUUGGGAUCGCACUCAACCGGUCGGGUAUAAAGUGUCAGUAGUUGCAUUCAAGCAGAAUGGGGAACCCGUGGAUGUCCUUCAGAGCCAGACCGCAGCCCGCGAUGUCUUUGCCAACCAGGAUAAUUCGAAAUGUCCUGACGACUGCUUUCGUCCUGCUGGAAUGGUAAUUGACUCCCAGGGACGAAUAUAUGUCUCGUCAGAUGCUUCGGGCGAGGUGUAUCUGGUGUCGAAAUCCUCGGGAGCCACUAUUCCAGGACCAUCGCCAUCAGCAACAGCGAGUGGCACUGCAAAUGGCAUGGGACCGCCGUUGUCCUCAGGUGCUGGCAUUCUUUCAUACCUGUUGGCUCUUGUGGCCCUGGUUCUAUGA